AUGGCAUCCAAAAAUGCAGAGUUGUCCUUGAUCAAGCGUUUCCACAUGCUGAGUCAAGACUAUGAUGCACGCCCCGCUAUCGCCAGGUGCAAUACACUUCCAGUGGUUUCUCGUUUCCUGUCGAACAAUGAUCGUGAGGUACGGAAACUGUGUUUGGAGGCGGUCUACUUGCUCUCACAGCACCCCGACAAUGUGGACCUGCUUGGUAGUGAGUUGAGCUUAGUAAAUGGGAUCUUCCACAUAUACAGCGAGGCACAGUAUAACGAUCCAGAGCUAUACGAACUUUCCAAUCUCACGUUAGAUACACUCGGCCCCGGUUUACGCGACGGUGACCCACGUCAUACUGAGGCAUUACGCCAUGCCGCUGAGGAUAGGUCGGUGUCGCCGGUUGAAAAUACGUGCGAGCCUAAUUCCAGCAGUCUACGCAACAGCACCGACGACAUGGAAUCAUCGCUAGGGGCGAGGUGUGGCCUCCACGAGACCGCCACGGCUCCCCCCACGCACUCCCGUGUGUGGGCCCCCCACAUGGUGACCAUGGAGGUUCCAGCUCUCCACACUCACACCGAUACAUCAGAUUUGGAAGAAAUUCUUCAAAGAACUAAGGGGAUCAUUUCAUACACCAUCACUUCUAGCGCGCAUCAACUACGCGUGUUUUUGUUCCGUGAGGCGCUUCAACCUCUGCAGGAUGCCUUAAAUGACGCUGGCUAUGUUAAUCUUGUGCUCAGUAACGAGCGGAUAGCAAACCAGGAGGACUUAGGAAACAAUCACCACAAUACUAAUAAAAGCUACUAUGAUGAGGAGGAAAAGCGACCUUCUUAUCUGGAAGGUGUCAAAUCUUUUGCUUCAAACCUUUGCAAAGCCGUAACGCUAUACACCGGGAAUAAUAGCAACACAUUGGCGGCACGGGUCCAGCGACAGCGGGAGGUAGGGGAUCAGAAGGGGAGCCGGGUAGCAGACCGUCUGGUUCGAAAUAUAGCAAAUUGGUUUUGA
Messenger RNA from Phytomonas sp. Hart1, 990 nucleotides. The record is from the annotation of a GenBank genome assembly. Lineage: Eukaryota; Euglenozoa; Kinetoplastea; Trypanosomatida; Trypanosomatidae.